AUGCCAGAACUCGUGACAUUUCGAGCAGGAGUACUUUUCACGUUAUACGUUAAACGAGGUGAUAUGUGGAUUUUGGUCCCGGUUGGGUAUAGUGGUGUCGACGACGCUGCCCAACCUGGUGUAUUGGUCAGCGUUCAAACACUAGGAAGCCCGGAAACCCUGUUGUCGUUGUAUUCUGGAGGAGAUCCGGGUUUGACUCCAAGUGACGACAAUUUUCUGAUUAACAUAACAGGAAACAUGGAAAUCCAAGCCCUCUCUGCCGCCACGACCAUCCUGGUAUAUUCUCCAGCAGCCGUGGGACCCCUAGGAAUUAUGUUUAAUCGAGGGCAUGGUCUCACCUACAAAUUCGCCAGCCCGGGCUGGCCUCAAUACCUGCUGAACAGUCCGGAAAUUCCGGAAUUAUGGAUUGAGCAGCAGCAUUGCUUUCAGCAAGUCCUCUGGAAUCAGCCCGGCAGCGAUUCGCAUUACAUUUUCAAUUUCCCAAAACUUAGAUCCGGAAAUUUGACAAUGCACGUGAUUGGGAAAAACGAGGGAAGUUAUACUUUUGCUGCACAAGACGAAGGACAAAACUCCACACUGUUGGCUCAAGACCUACAGCUAACCUUCUGCCCCGCUUCUACAAACUCCAAAUUUGUCCUUCUGAUCGGCGAGGACAACGUUUUUCCGACACCUUCCGUUGAGUGUGAGAUGUAUUUUGAGCUGAACCAUACGAUGUCGUUCCUUGCCAUUCCUAUCGACGCGCUACACGGCUCUAAAAUCAAUCAACUCUGCUUUCAAUCAAAGCUCACAUCGAAAUCGACCGAGAUUGAGAUGUGCGCCUACAAUAGCUUUGCGCAAUUUCCAUUUCGCUUAGAUGGAAAGCGGUUGGAACGGACGGCUUGCACAAAAAUAAUUUUUGUCGGCUCGCUGCACCUUUAUUGCUGUAGUAUCACCGCUUCUUAUAUCCCUGGUCUUGUGCAUACAAUUUAUUUCGACGACCAUGAUCUGGAAGAUUUGGCGGGGAACGUGUUAUUGAUAGGGUUAUCUGAUUACGAAACCAUCGUUUUCAACGAGGUAUACCAGCCCUCGUACAUUACCUUACCCGAAGUACUCGAUCGCGACAUACUUGUCGUUGUCGUCUCCUCGUAUUGGCUUUAUAGCGCUACGACACACGCCGAGUUUUCAGAAUUACGAUGGGCCCGGCCAACAAAACCGUGCCAAUAUCAACUUUUCUCCACAGAAGGUUUUACUAAAAACGAAUCCGCGCUACUGGUAUUUGAUGACAACGAUCCCUUCCAAAAUCAGCCUCUCACCUCGGAGCUCUACUUUAUCUUGGUGCCUCGUGGGUGUCAGCCAACGAUUGCGGUUGCUCCAAAAACUUCUCAGAGCUUCGCCAUCUACCACCAAUGCGAAGGAUCCGUCUUUGCGACCGCUCCGGGCUACAAAACACGUUUUCAUAGUGCUAUCCCGGCCUACGAUUAUAACACGACUUGGUUAUGCGACGCCUUUCAAAUUGACAUCACGAUCGAGUUGCUGGACUUAAUGAAACCGUUCCUGGUGGAAUGUAAGGUGCAAAUUUACACGCAAUCACCUAAAUUGAGGCUCAAUUAUGAUCCGGCCUCUUCCCAACCUCAAAAUCUGACGUUUCAAAAUGUCAGAAGUGUCCAGAUACUUUGGCAUCCACCAGGCGAUAUUCAACCAAUGGCUUCCACUGGCUUUUUCCUCAGGAUACAUUUUAAAAAGCGUUGGAAAAUUGUCGCCACCACCCCAAGCCAAAACAUCGUCUAUUUUCUAUGCUGGCUGGUAAAUUUGAAAAUUGCUUUUGCGGAAAAACUUCUGCAACUUGAUGAAGAUAACCCGAGCGCGGUUUUUCACGGCACGACAUUGGCCUAUGAAAAGGGUUCCGAUUUAACCACCGAAGGUCAGGAGACUCGCAUCACUUGCUACGACGCGCUACCAUUUACGAUUAACGGUCAAAUCCCGGAUCAAAGGUUUUGCACCGGAUUCUACUCUGUACAAUACAUGAAGCAAAGUUCCGUGUUCGCCUGCCGGUUCCGGACUAUCAGCCAAAGAUUGCAGCUUACUUACAAGAACCCAAUUGUCGAUGAUUCGUUUGCAAUCUCGGUGAAUGUUCAGCAAUGGGUGGAUGGAGACCUGAAUACCUUUAUCCUACCUGAGACGGUGGGUCGACCUAGCGGGCAACACCUUUUUUGGCUAACUCGGAAUCAUCUGUGGAUAAUUGUGCCGAUUGGCUAUCGCGAAAUCAACGACACCUCGUUCCCUAAUGUCUUUAUUGCCAUCGACGUGUCCUCUAGCCCAAACACCCUAAUGUCCGCGCACGCUGGUGGGGAUCCCGGCCUGAAGCCAAAUCCUGAUAAUUUCAUAGUGAACGCCACCGGGACACUAGACAUCCAAUCUCUAAUCCCGGCAACCACUAUCAUUGGAUUUUCGCCUAUCGACCUUUCGGUUGCAGUCUCAUUCAACACACCGCAGGAUUACCGUUACCUGGUGUCUAUACCACACUGGCCCCAAAUGGCGCUCAACAGCCCUGAGAUUCCGGAAGUAUGGGCCGAGCAGCAGCGCUGCUUUCACCUCGGCCCUUGGAACCCGAAUGGACGCUCGGAGGCCGCAUACUUCUUCAACAUCGCAAAACUUAACGCUGGAAAUUUGACGAUCGGGCUCGUUGAUUAUGAUUGUUAUAACUACACACCCGCGGAUAAUGGUCAUAACGUGACGUUUGUAGCGAGAUAUCUGGAGCUAGUUUUCUGCCCAACAGCCGCAAACUCACAAUUCGUGCUUUGGCUAGGAGUCGAGGCGACGACCCCAGCCGUGGAGUGUCAACUUUUUGUUGAGCUGAACGAUACCGUAGCAUUUUUAGUGAUCCCAGUAGACACCCUCGAAGACCGAAAGAUAAACAAGGUCUGCUUUCGGUCAAAGCUUGAAGGAAAGCCGACACAAAUUGAAAUUUGUGAUUACAUUUCUUACGCCCAGUUUCCGUUUCAAUUGGACGGGUUGCGGCCGGAGCUGACGGCAUCGACGGUAGUUCGCUAUUGCUGCGUUGCGACUGCCGCUUACGUACCGAACUUUAUCCACUCGAUUUUUCUCGAUGACGAUAGCUUCGGAGCGAUGCGUCGCAAGGCGCUGAUGGUCGGCAUGUCAGAUUAUGAGACGCUGAUCAUCCACCAGAGCUAUUGGCCAGUUGUGACGAUGCCGGAAAUUGACAGCGACGUCCUGGUGGUGCUCAUUUCGUCUAACUCCAUCUACACCACGGCUGCAAAUCGGAUGUUGACGGAUUUGCAAUGGUCUCGAUCUAGCGCAUCCUGUCAGUACAAGCUAUUCUCCAUAGAGGGUUUCACGAACAAUGAACCACCGCUUUUGAUCUUCGACGACAAGGACCCAUACCAUAAUCAACUACUGACGUCAGAACUGUACUUUGUUCACAUUCCGAAAGAGAAAAUGGACUUUACGUCCAAAUCAUCGACCAAAGACACGGCGGGCGGGAGCUCGGAGACCGCCUCCACCGGCUAUUUUGCUGAAACUGAAAUGAAUGCCGAGCAGGAAAAUUUUCUAUACGAGUUGGAGACUACGGAUUCGGGGAGCCUGGGGAUUGUUUUGAGAGCUAUUUAUGAUUGCGGGGAUGUUAAGAAGUUUUCUCGAGCCCUCGAUCAUCGCAUCCAUAUCUAUGAUCGGAGUAUACAAAAUGUGUGUUCUCAUCACUACCAAAACUUUGAGAAGAGUGCAGAAAUUAAAAAUGAUUUUGCGCAAAUUGACUGCAAAAUCCAAGAGGCCAGUAAGGAUUUGGCAGAGAAAAGUGCGACUGUCGUGAAAUAUCGGAAGUUGACAAAGAAUGCUUCCACUGCUAUUGAUCAAAUUUCCCUCUGCCUCCCAGCUUUAGAAAAUUACGCCAAAUUGCAGGGGCUGAUGGAGCAGAAAAAAUAUUACCAAGCCUUGAAAGUGCUCGAGGAAUUGGAGCACACCCACCUGGCACUAGUGGAAAAGUAUCGAUUCACACAACUUUUCGCCAAAAGCCUGGCCCCGAUCCGGGAGCAGAUCAAGCAGAAGGCGUACAGCGAAUUCAAAGACUUUCUCGAAAAUAUUAAGAAGGUGGCGAAGAGGAUCGGAAGGCAUGCUAGUCAAUGUACCUCGGAGCAACACUCCUUUGGAACGACAGAUGCCGAACGUACCAAGCUUUUGCAAGAGGAUACCAAGAAGAAAUCGGCAGAUUAUCAGGUUAUCGUAUCUGCAGAUGGUAGCUUGGUCAAAAAGGAAGCAGAGGAAGACGAAAAGCUCUCCGCUCAAGAUUUGAUCGAUUUUACUCCGGUGCAUCGCUGUUGUCAGAUUUUUAACGUCCUGGGAGCGAAAGAGGAGUUCGAAAAGUACUACCGCGAGCAAAGAACCGAACAAUGCAAACUCGUCAGUCAGCAGGCUACCAAGAAAACAACCCUGCGCCAUUACGUCGAUUACCUAGACGAAAUUAUCGGCUUUUUCGUUGUGGAAGACCGAAUUCUGGAUACGGAGCCUUCUCUAGGAACCUCUGCUCAUAAAGAAGCUCUUUGGGAGGAUUCACUGAAGAAAGUAAUCGCCACGAUGAACACAGAUUUCGGAAUGUCGCUCGAUGUCGAGAUGAUGUUGCGCAUGAAGAAGGUUAUUCUGCUCUUUGCCCUGACUAUGAAGUCUUAUGGCUACACCAUUGGGCCGCUAUACAGCUUGCUGCAGAAUUUCCGCGAUCAGUACAGUGCCGUACUUCUUAAGACUUAUCAGGACCAAUUCAAUCGCGAUUUGGACAUGGACAACUACAGCCCUAUCUUGGUGAACGAUAAAGACGAGUUUAAGCAAAUCAUCCGGCAAUUUCCGUUUUAUCGAAAGAGCAUGGAACAGGAGCCCUUCCCAAGAAAAUUCCCAUUUUCUCGAUUUGUAAUUUCGACAUAUGGCCAUGCUAAAUCAUAUCUCAAUGCCAUUUUCAAAUUCAUGGAGCACCUCCAGCUGAAGCACUCGGAGAUUGACGACACGAUGAGACGCCAUGCCAACAUCCUCAUCAAGCGCUGGAGCGAGAUCCUGAAGCAGUACGUGUCGGUGAAGCGGAAUUUGGUCCAGCUAAUUCAAAUCACCAUCAACAUUGGGUACCUGGAAAAGGGAUGCGAGAGCCUCGGGAGUUUCAUCACGAAGUUAGCUAGUGGUGGGGAUUCUGCGAUGACAGCCGGGUAUCAGGUGCCCCUCUUCGAAGGAGACUUCCGAGAUGCCCGUUCGGAAGUGGAGCAGAGUAUUGAAAUCAGUUUGGCGCGAAAAGUGGACGAUUUAUUGGAGCCGGCUUGUUACGACUGGGAAUUGCCCUCAUCCUCCGGCCACGCUUCCGACUUCAUCCAGUCCACUAUCGCCUUCCUGUCGACCACCUUCAUCUCGUUUUCCGAGAUUCCAGGAGCCCUGGCACGACAUGUCUGCACACAGACUUGUAAACACAUAGCACAACGACUUUCCGGGAUGCUACUAUCCCCUGACGUUAAGGCGCUGAGUCCAGGCGCCCUCGAACAGUUCUCCCUCGACGUCAUGCAAUGUGAACUGUUUGCCGCUACGCAGAAUAACAUUUCCGGGCUUGACAGUACCACCUUGCCCCUGACUUUUGCUCAUUUACGACAACUUCUCGAGCUCGUCACCCAAUCCGAUUGGACGACGUACAUUGCUGAAAUCGGCAAAAGUGACGCGAAAUAUAAUCGGGUUCAACCUUCAGCUGCGGUGCUGAUUAUGGAAAAAAUGAUUGAGUUCGAGAAGAAGAGCGCUGGAUUUUUCGCCGUUAACAAGGGAGACAGAAGAAAGCUCUACGACACAAUCCUAAAACAAUUGCGGGCUAUCGCUUCCGGUCAA
Molecule: messenger RNA, 5838 nt
Organism: Mesorhabditis spiculigera
Lineage: Eukaryota; Metazoa; Nematoda; Chromadorea; Rhabditida; Rhabditidae
Source: the annotation of a GenBank genome assembly